AAUUCAUAGUUUACAAAAAAACCGAAUGUGCAAAAUUUCUACAAACAGCUGCUUUAAGAAUUAAACUUCUUAAAGUUGUUCGUAUAAAUUUUAUUUGUUAGUAAUAAAUUAAAAAAAUAUGACGGAAAAAAGUUUAGAGGUGCCAGAGAAACUGAAACUUGGUCCGCGAGAUGGAGUUGAAUAUCCUUUAAUUGUGAAUUACUGUGGAAACUGCACAAUGCCAAUUGAGUAUUGUGAAUAUUAUCCUGAGCAUGAUAAGUGUAAGGCGUGGUUGGAAAAGAAUUUGCCAACAGAAUUUGAACGUGUGAAAUUGCAAGAGGAAUCGGCUGCAGCUGACGGUACUGACGACGACAAAAAGCGUCAAAAACGUGGCGGCAAAGCUUUGAUGAAAAUUAAGAAAAAGGAAGAAGUACUGAAGAAAAUAACAGUUUCGCGUGCACCCAGAGGUAAAAAGAAGUCCGUUACUGUUGUCACCGGUUUAAGCACAUUUGAUAUCGAUUUGAAAGUGGCUGCUAAAUUUUUUGGAACGAAGUUUGCUUGUGGCUCAUCAGUUACUGGUGAAGAUGAAAUUGUAAUACAAGGAGAUGUAAAAGAUGAUUUAUUUGAUGUCAUACCUAAAAAAUGGCCAGAAAUUGAUGAAGACUUCAUUGAUGAUUUAGGCGACCAAAAACGUUAGUUAAAAAAAAUGGAAUGGUGCUAAUUGUAUUAAGUAAAUCAACUUUUAUUUAACUUAUAAAUAUAGCAUUUUUAUAACAAAAC
Messenger RNA from Teleopsis dalmanni, 759 nucleotides. Its product is annotated as density-regulated protein homolog. The transcript is spliced from 3 exons. Bases 119 to 676 code for a protein of 185 amino acids. NCBI's taxonomy places the organism in Eukaryota, Metazoa, Arthropoda, Insecta, Diptera, Diopsidae. The record is from RefSeq and is a predicted model, not a curated record. Gene Ontology annotation, molecular function: translation initiation factor activity; mRNA binding. Gene Ontology annotation, biological process: translation reinitiation; formation of translation preinitiation complex.